AUGGCCCAUCGGAACAUCCGGAGUUUCCAGACGUUGGUGAAGCACUCGCCGAUAAAUACGUUGGCGUUCGACUUUCACUGCAACGGACAGUCGACGGGUGCGAAAGAGGACUGGUCGUUGGGCGGUUAUCAGCGUGAGGCGUACGACGACUUGGAAGGCGUAGUUCGGUGGAUCGAGUCCCGUGGCGGACGUGUUCUUAUUAUCCUCGGCCAUUCACGGGGUGCGAGUGUGGUCUUGAUGCACAGCAUGGAGUUCGACCAUGUGCCCUACGUCCUCAGUCUCGCCGCACGAUUCGACCCGAGCACGGGGCUCGACCCAUACUUCAAGCCGGGCGACCGGGAACGGUUACUCAACGGUGAAGUGCAUGUGGUCGAGUGCCAGAAACAGUUCAGUGAUGGAAUCCCGCGUUUCAUCUCAGCCAAGUGUCUCAAGCAACGACUCGCAAUCGACAUGAGCAAGCUACGCGAUCUCACACACACUAAGGCAAUCUUCUUCGUCCAUGGCGCCAGUGAUGAAACUAUUCCCCCUUCGCACGCCCUCCUCCUCGCUGCCACACUCGCAGGCAAAGAGACGCCGGGCUUGACUGACGGUGACUUGAGCGAUUCCGUACUAGCUCAGUCCGAUCUUACCGAAGUUACCAACCCCGCCGGAGUCAAAGGCUUCGUCAAAAUCGUUGGCGAUGCCAACCACUCACUCAAGAGUCCACAUGGGAAAAAAGGCUUCGAACCCCUGCUCGAACUUAUGAGCGUCAUUUAUGACCAAAUCCGAAUGAUUGAAAACUGCAGCAUGUGCUUGCACACCGCGCCUCACAUGCCGUGA
This is a messenger RNA of Gregarina niphandrodes, 819 nucleotides long. RefSeq names its product alpha/beta hydrolase family protein. Lineage: Eukaryota; Apicomplexa; Conoidasida; Eugregarinorida; Gregarinidae. The transcript has a single exon. The record is from RefSeq and is a predicted model, not a curated record. Bases 1 to 819 code for a protein of 272 amino acids.